UCUCCAGGUAAAGAUGGCGUUGGGUAUGAAGUAUAUAAAAAUCUCUCACACAAAGGGAAAGGUAUAAUGUUAGCUAUAAUCAAUAACAUAUGGGAAACAGGAAUUGUUCCCCUCCAGUGUAAGCAUUGCGUCAUAGUCCCAAUAUUGAAACCACAUAAGGAAGCUACAGACGUUUCUUCCUACAGGCCUAUCGCUCUUAAUGACUGUUUCAUUAAAAUAAUUGAGAAAAUCAUCAAAGAAAGAAUGGUAUGGUUUACGGAAAAGCAUAGUUUAUUGCCAUCUUGCCACAGUGCUUUUAGAAAGGCAAGAAGCACUAAGGACAAUAUAACUCAACUUGAAAAUGACAUUCAAAAAAGUACUGGGAAUAAAGAACAUACCCUGGCCGUUUUCUUUGACAUGGAGAAGGCUUAUGAUAGACUAUGGAAGGAAGGCUUGAUAUAUAAACUUAAUAAACUUGGUUUCCAAGGCAACAUAGUUAAGUUCUUAUGGAACUAUUUAAGCGGGCGCUCUUUCCAGGUCCGGGCAAAUAAGUACCUUUCAGGUAUACAGGACAUAGAUGAAGGGCUACCGCAGGGUAGUUCCCUAAGUCCCGUCCUUUUCAAUUUAAUGUUGUCGGACAUACCAAUGGAUGAAUCUGUCAGUAUUUCUAUAUACGCAGACGACUGUGUUAUAUGGAAAAGUGGAAAAAACAUUGAUUUUCUAAAAAGAAAAGUACAAACCUAUGUGAAUAUCCUAAAUGAGUGGUUCAACAGAUGGGGUUUUACCCUUCCUAAAGAAAAAUCUGUUACUUUGCUUUUUAGUAACACUAACAAAUGUGUACAGAUUGAUUUAGAUGAGGUCCCCUUACCACAAAAGGACGAACAUUCAUUUUUAGGAGUAUUACUGGAUAGAAAGUUAACAUGGAGACCACAUAUAAAUAUGAUUGUAACAAGAGCAAAAAAGAAAAUAAAUAUAAUGAAAAGACUAGUGGGAACAAAGUGGGGAAGUAGUUAUAAAAGCCUUUUGAAUUUUUAUAAAGUGGUCAUCAGGCCAUUGUUGGAUUAUGCAGCAGAAGCAUAUGAUUCAGCUCAUGAUCAUGUGAAGAACUUCUUGUUGACAAUUCAAUACCAGGCUUUAAAACUGUGCACAGGGGCGUUGCCGGGCACCUCCCUGGAAUCCUUACAGGUAGAUACUGGUGAAUUACCACUUGAUCUGAGAAGAUAUAUGCUUAGCAAGGUUUACAAAGCAAAAAUAAGACAAAACGCCAAACACCCACUCCAAUCAUCAUUGAAGAACUGUUGGCAAUUUGAAUACGAAAAAAAUAAGAAAGCACGAAAACCUUUUGGAUUAAGAGUUUUGGAAGAUGAGAUACUCUACACAACUGAAUCUUUUCAGUCUUAUACACCCAUGCCUCCUUGGCAUCUCUCUCCACCAGAAGUGUCAUUGAAUCUGCAUGAGCUUGUGUCCAAAAGUGACAACAUUUUUUAUCAAUACAACACAACUGUGGAGUAUAUUAAUACAACUUGGAAAGAGAAUCUCCAUAUUUACACUGAUGGUUCUAGAGACCCGGCGCACGGCAAUGCCUCUGCUUGUUUUUACGUGCCUGCUAUGCGGCGGCCAGGAAACGUCCAGUCAUCGCGAUGGUCCCUACAAGCAGACACCCAGCGCGUGUCACAGCAACGCUAUGAAAGUCAAGAUACGGAUAACGCCCCGUACGACAAAGACUUUCCCCAUGUCGCCAGACAACUAGAUAAACGGCCCAAUCAGAAGCGAAGCAACAGUCAACCCAGGAUGACGCGGAGCCGGAGCCGUGCUUUACCUACCACGUCUACUAAUCGCCGACAUCACGACAGUUCUGAUACUGAUGAGAGACGCUUCACCUUCGUAACCGGAGACAUCGUAGACCAGAGAUCUCGCAAUACUAGCACGCGUGCUUCAAACGCAGCCCAGCCAGGUGAGCCGGCGACUACCGUGUCCCGCCCAAGAGAGGUAGCCCCUAAUCGUCCAGAGCGAAGUUCAGAUACAGCUGAUCAGACCACACCCCCAAAGUUGACCAAUCACCAACAAUCGAAGAUCACGCAAUUCAUUGAGAAAGUUCGACUCAACUCAGAUCGCGAGAACAACGUACAGCCAACUGAUCGAAGCGUCAGCGAUCGUUGCUCACCAGAUGAAAACACAUCUUAUGACAGCGCGUCUUCCCAAGAAGAUGAGUCUGUGUCAGCGGAGUACUCAGAGUGCGAGGAAGACACCGUAACUGAACAUCAGUCUGACCUCUCGGCAGAGUCUCCAGAUCCAGAGAAGUUGGAGAAGGGAGUUGCCUUACUAGAGGAAGGCAAGCAAGUUACAGCCCUUGUUUUGCUGAAGGAAGGUAUCGCAGAUAUUACAAAAAGGAAGAAGCAUAUCAGAAUAGCCGAUAAGUCAGAAGCAGGUUGGUCUGCAGUAGAUGAGUACUUGAGUGACGAACUAGCAAGCGACUCCGAAGAUGAAAAGAGAAUUAGGCAAGCUCAGGCUCGUGCAGCCAGAAAACGUAAGGCAUCCCGUUCAACGAACAAGGGUAAAUCAGCUAAGAAUGUUGGAAGUUCUCAAUGUCCUUCUACAUCUACUACUUCUGACAACUUUUUUCGUGGCUUUGGGUCAAGAAAUCGAUUUCCGCUUGGGAGUGGCACCAACCCAUCUACAAGCAGUUGGCGUGGGUAUGCAAGUGGCCCCAGACCCACCGAUUACUGUUUUGCCUGUGGUAAACAAGGGCAUUGGAGGAGAGGUUGCCCAGGUGGCAGGAACCAAGGUUCAUCCUUCAGAGAUGGCCAACAGAGUUAA
Molecule: messenger RNA, 2796 nt
Organism: Lytechinus variegatus (green sea urchin)
Lineage: Eukaryota; Metazoa; Echinodermata; Echinoidea; Temnopleuroida; Toxopneustidae
Exons: 5
Coding region: 67-2796 (909 amino acids)
Molecular function (GO): zinc ion binding; nucleic acid binding
Source: RefSeq, a predicted model, not a curated record